Messenger RNA from Phoenix dactylifera (date palm), 1678 nucleotides. RefSeq names its product pyruvate dehydrogenase (acetyl-transferring) kinase, mitochondrial-like. Gene Ontology annotation, molecular function: pyruvate dehydrogenase (acetyl-transferring) kinase activity. Gene Ontology annotation, biological process: protein phosphorylation; regulation of glucose metabolic process. NCBI's taxonomy places the organism in Eukaryota, Viridiplantae, Streptophyta, Magnoliopsida, Arecales, Arecaceae. Gene Ontology annotation, cellular component: mitochondrion. The record is from RefSeq and is a predicted model, not a curated record.
AUCGUUAUUCUUACCGCCUUCGCUGUCUCGCGCUCUCUCUCGCUUCUCGCUCUCGGUCUCGCCUUUUGUCCCUCUCGUGUUGCUCGUUCUCUCUGAGAGAGAUCUCGAUGCCGUUUUCGUCUCCCCCAUCGCGAAUUUUCUCCUUGUAUUUUGUUUCGUUUCUUUCUUCGUCGUCGUCGUAGGAGGGGAGAUCACCAUGGCGGUGGGGAAGGCGGCGGAGUCGUUCUCGAAGGCGUUCGUGGAGGAAGUGCAGAGAUGGGGGGCGAUGAAGCAGACGGGAGUGAGUUUGAGGUAUAUGAUGGAGUUCGGUGCCCGGCCGACGGAGAAGAAUCUCCUCAUCUCGGCCCAAUUCCUCCAAAAGGAACUCCCGAUAAGGAUCGCGAGGAGGUCCAUUGAGUUGGAGAGUCUGCCCUUUGGGUUGUCCAAGAAGCCAGCCGUCUUGAAGGUGAGAGAUUGGUAUCUGGAUUCUUUUCGUGAUCUUCGAUCUUUUCCAGAAAUCAAGGACACAAGUGACGAGCUGGCUUUCACUGAAAUGAUCAAGAUGAUCAAAGUUAGGCAUAAUAACGUGGUACCAGCAAUGGCUCUAGGUGUACAACAGCUGAAGAAAGGUUUGAACCCCAAGGUUGUGCCAACAGAUCUAGAAGAAAUCCAUGAAUUUCUUAAUCGUUUUUACAUGUCGAGGAUUGGCAUCCGUAUGCUUAUAGGGCAGCAUGUGGCUUUACAUGAUCCUGACCCAGCACCUGGCUGUAUUGGUCUAAUAAACACUAGAAUUUCUCCGAUGCUGAUGGCCCAAGCUGCUAGUGAGGAUGCCCGCAGUAUGUGUUUACGGGAAUAUGGGAGUGCUCCUGAAGUUAACAUUUAUGGAGAUCCUAGUUUCACGUUUCCAUAUGUUCCAUCACAUUUGCACCUCAUGGUGUUUGAGUUGGUCAAGAACUCAUUACGUGCGGUUCAGGAACGAUUUCCGGAUUCUGACAAACAUGUCCCUCCUAUCAGAAUUAUAGUUGCUGAUGGAAUAGAAGAUGUCACGAUAAAGAUAUCAGAUGAAGGGGGUGGCAUUCCAAGAAGUGGCCUUCCAAAGAUUUUUACCUAUCUUUACAGUACUGCUAAAAACCCAUUGGAUGAAAAUUAUGGUGGAUUAAAUGAUGGGAUAACUAUGGCUGGAUAUGGGUAUGGACUUCCAAUUAGUCGUCUUUAUGCUCAAUAUUUUGGUGGUGAUCUUCAAAUUAUAUCAAUGGAAGGAUAUGGAACCGAUGCUUACCUUCACUUGUCCCGACUCGGAGAUUCACAGGAACCCCUUCCAUGAUGCUGUACCUGAUUCUAUUUAUGCUCAUUAGAAACCUUCUCACAUUUGGUGGCUGUAAAUUUCCUCUAGUUGCAGCAUUAAAGGCCUUGCAGCUGAUUCAUGCAUAUUUUAAAGACCAGCAGCAUCCAAUUUGGUUGCUUAUUCACCCUUUCUCAUCUACUGAUUUUCCUUUCAUCUUCAGUAGAUCGAACGGGCCAAAGGAAAGGAAAGAGCUACUGUAAAUAAAUUUUCAAUUCAUGUUGGAAUUCUAAGUUUUUAGCAUUGACCUUAAAAGUCCAUCCAGAUGAUGCCUCCUUGGAAGUGAAGUGUCAUGAUUUAUUCAGCAAAGGGCUUGAAUUAAGUAUGAAUUCAUGAGCUAAUUCCAUGGUUGGUGCU